AUGAAGCUGGAUUGUAAGGUUUUGUUGAUAAUUGUGCAUUUUUUGGUGGUAGGAACGUAUGGUAGUGAUCAGAAAAGUGGAGCGGCUAUGUUCCCGACGUUAGCUGUGAAGAAGACUAUUUCGAUGACGUAUGUGGUGCAGGCGAUGUUUGGUACUCCAGGUCAAGAAGAGUUUCUGAAGUUAGAUAUAAUUCAGCCAUAUACGUGGGUUAUUUCUGGAGAUAUUUACGAGCAAUGUAACAGAGUGAAUAGUGGGUGUACGCAUGGGAAUCUUUAUUAUUCGGGGGAGAGUACUAGUUUCAAGAAUCAGAGCGGUAGCCUGAAUGCUGCUUAUAACAUGAGUUUUAUAGAUUACACGGAAUUUUAUGGAUCUGCUGGUAUUGACAUUGCGAAUUUUACGAGUGUUGAAAGUUCUGGGACCGAGGGUGAUCCCACCAAUACCCAAGUUCAGUGGUUCGGUAAACAUACGUUGAGUAUUCCAGAGUUUUCGUUUUUUCGGGCCGAGCAUUCAAACAUUGUUGACGGGUCGUUAGGUCUCGGAGCAAGAAUUUUAUCUGGUACAGCGGAGGACAGUUCAGGCUUUGACAGUUCAUUUUUCUUUUUGGAUAUGCUGAAAAAUGCAAAUUUUAUUAAAUCCACUUCAUAUUCUAUAUGGCUGGGUAACGAUAAUUCGACACUCAACGCUUCUCGGCUGGCGUCCUCAGAUGUUGGCACUCUUCUUCUGGGCGCGGUUGAUCCAAAUUACUUUAUUGGUAACUUUUAUAGGUUUAAAAUGCUCCCAUUUCGUGACUCUAAGACGGAGACGACCUUUAACUCGCUUCCGAUAGUUCCUUUAACCAAGGUUGACAUCGUAAAUGCGAAGGGUACAGCAGUCAAUGUCACUCAGCCAGGUUUCAUGGAACCUGUACUACUGGAUCCAAGGUAUACAAUUUCUUAUCUGCCGAUUGAAUUGAUUCUACAGAUUGCGAUGCAAACAAAUGCUGUAUAUGUGAAAUCCUUAGACCUUUGGUUAGUUGACUGUGAUGUAGCCAAUUUUGAUGCUAAAAUAAGAUUUCAAUUUGGUGAUCUAAAAAUCGACGUACCAUUGUCCCACUUUGUAUCCAGUGGCUAUGUCGGUUCGCCAAUAGCGUCGACACAACUUGGUGCGAGCAACAUGACAUGUCAAUUAAAUGUGUACCCUAAUUAUUCUUCGGGCUUCAGUAUACUAGGUGGUACUUUUCUUAGAAGCGUUUAUCUGUCGGUAGAUUUAGAGGGCAACAGUGUGGCGAUGGCUCAAGCAUAUAAUGCAGUUAAAGAUGGUGAUAACGCUUCUUCACUUCCGUUGACCUUAGAAGAUAGUGAUUCCAACUCAAGCACAUCUUCCGUUAAAGCAAUACGUUCCGGUUACAUACCGUAUGCGACAGAUGUCAACUUGCCCACAUCGACAAUAACUAUGUUCAUAUCCAUUUCUGGCGACACAAAGAGCGUAGUAGAUCACCUCACUGCAACACAAACGGACCUUGUACUGAGCUCUAGAUCCUUUUACGAUACAACGACGGUCAGACCUACUGAUUCUCUCACCCAGGAUGUUUCCGCCGACAGAAGUUUUCCCUUAUCAAAACCCUCAAAUAAUGCUGGUGCAAUUCAGUACAAGAGACUAAAUUAUGAUCUUUUUAAAGUACAUCAUACGUCCUCCAUUGGCCUUUAUUUAACAAUAACAAGUGUACUAUUCUUGGUUGGUAUUUUACUGUGA
This is a messenger RNA of Eremothecium cymbalariae DBVPG#7215, 1731 nucleotides long. It is a transcript of the gene YPS7, whose product is annotated as putative aspartic endopeptidase. Lineage: Eukaryota; Fungi; Ascomycota; Saccharomycetes; Saccharomycetales; Saccharomycetaceae. Bases 1 to 1731 code for a protein of 576 amino acids. Gene Ontology annotation, molecular function: aspartic-type endopeptidase activity. The transcript has a single exon. Gene Ontology annotation, biological process: proteolysis. The record is from RefSeq and is a predicted model, not a curated record.